This is a messenger RNA of Rotaria sp. Silwood2, 999 nucleotides long. Lineage: Eukaryota; Metazoa; Rotifera; Eurotatoria; Philodinida; Philodinidae. The record is from the annotation of a GenBank genome assembly.
AUGCCGGUGCGCAUCGCGUCAUACAAUAUUUUAGUACCCAUCUAUGCGGAUCAACCAGAAAAUUAUUGUAAUUGUCGACCUGAAUUUCUGAAAACUGAUUAUCGAUGGAAUUUGAUUCGAUCUCAGUUAGAACAAGAAAUUCAUCAUCAUGAAAAUACGAUUAUCUGUUUACAAGAAUUGUCACUUACUUUGUUACCAAAACUUGAAUUAUUUUUUCGUCAACUGAAUUACACAUUCUUUCAUAAUCUUUAUGGUCAACAGUAUAAUGAUUAUAUGGGAGUGGGCAUUGCAAUUCCAGCUUCCAUGGAACUCAAUUCACUUUCUAUUGUCAAAAUAGGAGACCAUAUUCGCUCAAUGUGUAAACCUCGUGAAAAAAAGGCAGAUCCUUUUAUAUGUCAAUGGAAUUCGUCCGAGACUGGUAUGAACGAAUCUAUAGAUUCUGAAGUGGAUCCAUGGGAAACUGCUAUGACUAGAGCCAAUACUCUUAUUUGUAUACAAGUCAUUAUCGAUAAUAAAUCAAUCUACAUAGGCACAUACCACAUGCCUUGUUAUUACAAGGAGCCCGAUGUUAUGGCAAUUCAUUCUUUAGUUGUGAAAGAUUUGAUGUUUCAAUUAGCAGCUGGAGAUAAUUUUAUUCUUACUGGUGACUUCAAUAUUGAACCAUGGAAUGAUUGUUACAAAGUUCUAACCGAUAAAAAUUAUGUUGGUUGUCGUUUGCCAGAAUCCAAUCUUUAUGAAAUCUCUUAUCGACCUAAUGCCGAACAAGUAUUGAGAAGCGCCUAUUGGGAGAAAAAUGGAGUCGAACCUGUUUACACGACUUUUUCUAAAAGUUCAUCGUCACCGGCCUAUCGUGAUACGUUGGAUUAUAUUUUCUUUAACGGUCAUUUUACGAUAGAAAAUGUGUUAGAAUUACCAGUUAAUCCUUCUAGUGAAUCUUAUCCUGAUGAAACACAUCCUUCGGAUCAUCUAAUGAUUGCAGCAACAUUUCGAUUAUUGUAA